Molecule: messenger RNA, 2574 nt
Organism: Acanthopagrus latus (yellowfin seabream)
Lineage: Eukaryota; Metazoa; Chordata; Actinopteri; Spariformes; Sparidae
Product: flavin-containing monooxygenase 5-like
Exons: 11
Coding region: 167-1852 (561 amino acids)
Molecular function (GO): N,N-dimethylaniline monooxygenase activity; flavin adenine dinucleotide binding; NADP binding
Source: RefSeq, a predicted model, not a curated record
UUUGGAUACAUUACACGUCCAGACAGGUUCAGAGUCCUGUACCCGUGUUACUGUUUAUUGGAAUAAGUGAUAAGCGCGGGUGAGUUCAUGUGAGCACAGAGGCGGUUUAACAUUCAACCGCAGCUGCACUGGAUUUGCAAUCAGCCUGCUGGAGAAGUGCUCGGCAAUGGCUCGACGUGUAGCGGUGGUCGGAGGAGGCAGCGCUGGUCUGAUCGCAAUCAAGAUCUGCAUUGAUGAAGGCCUGGAGCCGGUCUGCUUUGAAAGCAGCGAUGACAUUGGCGGCCUGUGGAAAUUUAAGGACUCCCCUGAGCCGGAGCGAACCAGCAUUUAUCGCUCCUUGGUGGUCAACACCUCCAAAGAGAUGAUGUGUUUCAGUGAUUUUCCCAUGCCCGCUGAUUAUCCGAAUUACAUGCGCAGCUCCCAGCUGCUGCAGUACUUCAGACUCUAUGCUAAGCACUUUGACUUGCUCAGACACAUCCAUUUCCAGACCACAGUCAGGAGUGUCACACCAAGGGCGGAUUUCUGUCAGUCCGGACAGUGGGAUAUAGUGACAGUUAACAGGGACGGAGAGGAAGAGAGGCGGGUCUUUGACGCUGUUCUGGUGUGUUCGGGCCACUACACCCAACCGAUCUUUCCCCUGUCAGAGUUUCCAGGACAUGAGACGUUUUCCGGCAGGUGUUUUCACAGCUGGGACUAUAAAGAUGCGGAUGCAUUCAGAGGAAAGAGGGUUGUGGUGGUUGGAAUUGGCAAUUCUGGAGGAGACAUUGCAGUAGAGAUAAGUAGAGCUGCAGAGAAGACGUUUCUCAGCACUCGUCAGGGGGCCUGGGUGGUCAGCAGGAUGUCCAACAAUGGUCUUCCCUUGGACAUGACCUCGAUCACCAGGCUGAACAGCAUCCUCAUGAAGCUUUUUCCCAGCAGUUUGGUCAACUGGGUGGCAGAGAGAUCGCUGAACCAAAAAUACGACCACAGACUGUACGGCCUGUGGCCCAGACACAGACUUUUGGACAGGAGGCCUUUGGUCAACUGUGACCUGCCUGAUCAAAUCCUUCAAGGAGCGCUGGUGAUGAAACCCAAUCUGAGAGCCUUCAGGGACUCCGGGGUCGUCUUUGAAGAUGGCACCGCAGAGGAGAACAUUGACGCUGUGGUCUUCUGUACAGGUUAUAAAGCAAACUUCCCAUUCCUGCCUCCAGGUCUGUCUGAAGGGCCUGACCAAGAGUUGACAUUGUAUAAGAGACUGUUUCCUCCUUCUCUAUCCAAACCCACACUGGCAGUCAUGGGUCUCUUCCAGACGAAAGGACCCAUCCAGCCAAUUAUGGAAAUGCAGGCGCGGUGGGCUGUGAGAGUCUUUUCAGGUAUGAGCUAUCUUCCGUCUGAGAAGAAAAUGAUGGAGGUUAUCGAGUGUGACACAAAGAGAAACAGCAAAAGCUAUCCGUGCCCACGGCAGGCCGCUCUCUAUGUAGAUUACAUCUCUUACCUAGAUUUCAUGGCAGGAGAGAUCGGGGUCCGACCAAACCUCCUGAGGCUAAUGCUGCGAGAUCCUGUGCUCUGGGUGAAGGUCGCCUUUGGUCCCUGCACUCCUUAUCAGUACCGUCUGACUGGGCCUGGACAGUGGGCCGGAGCCCGACGGGCCAUCCUCACUCAGUGGGAUCGGGUGGCUCAGCCUUUCAGAACCAGAGCAGUACCAGAACCAGAGAGCCGGUCGUCCGUCCUCUUCUCUCCAUUGCUGCUAGUAUUGGGUGGGACUGUGAUAACAGCGGUGCUCAUGUCGAAAAAUGAGACUGUUCCAGCUCAGAUUCUGGACAGGUGCAAGAUUUUCCUCAAGGACUCCUGGUUUACAGGUUAUCCACAGUAACACAAUGAAAUCUGGAUGUAGCUUCUGCAAUAUAGGGUCCAAAAUGAUGUCCAUAUGUUAUAAUAUAGACAUCGCAAUAGACACAGAUUACAGACCUUUAAUGUCCAAAAAUACAAUUGAAGCAAAAGACCAAAAAGUCUGAGAAUGUUUUAAAGUCAUGACUUCUACUUUAGCCCUUUUACUUUGGUGAACAAAUACUUUAUAUGUAAUAAAGGGGGUUUGUACAGUGUUUUAAGUAGCUUGCACUCUUCUCACAGGUGAGCAGGAAAACUUUUAAUCAAAAUAUGUGUGUCUUUUUGUCUUGUGUGUCAUUCAGACACCAGACAUAAAACGUGUGCCUAAUAUUUUCAAAAUAAGAGGAAUGCCUCAGUAUAGGUUGGUUAACUUUGAAGAAAAUGCUCCUGAAUAAUUGAAUUUAGGAGAGUAAACCACAAAGUCCAGAGAGAGUGAAUAAGCUGGUGAACAGCUCCAUCUGGUGGCGUUGUAGUGUUGUUUAAACCAUCAGCAAUUACAAGCUUGUGUUCAGCUUUAUAUAAACUAGUGUAAAAUCUGGCAUCCAGAUGUUUAUGCAAAUUAAGCCAUCUGAGCCUUUGAGUGUUUUAUUUUGUGUGUGUGUGUGUGUGUGUGUGUGUGUGUGUGUGUGUGUGUGUGUGUUUGAGAAACCAAUCUUUCUUGUUAUGGCACUGAAUUUAUUAAGGUUGCAAUAAAAUAAAUUAGUUUCA